AUGUCUUAUCCUUUUGAGCAGGUUGACGAGGCGGCGAAGAAAUCUGAUACUAGAGACUUGGUUCAGUCUCCAUCACUUGGGCCAAUUGAUAUUGCAAACACAGUCACUUACGAUGCUGUUUUUGGUACAAUCACUGAAGAUGGACCCAAUUAUCGCAAUGUGGGAUGGAUUGGCACAUCAGUGUUGAUGAUGAAGACUCAAAUUGGUCUCGGCGUCUUGUCCAUUCCAGCCGCCUUUGAUACCCUUGGACUUCUCCCAGGCGUCAUUUGCCUUCUGGCCGUCGCGAUUAUUACCACCUGGUCUAACUAUAUGGUCGGUGUCUUCAAGGUCAAUCACCCUCAGGUUUACGGAAUUGAUGAUGCGAGUAAGCUCAUGUUUGGCACAAUCGGUCGCGAGGUGCUUGCUGCCGGAUUUUCUCUCUACUUGGUUUUCGCUGCCGGAUCUGGCAUGCUCGGCAUUUCGAUAGGCUUGAAUGCAAUCUCGACACAUGGGACAUGCACUGCCAUCUUUGUUGCGGUCGCAGCCGUUGGGGUGAUAAUUCUCUCCAGCAUCCGAACCUUGGAGCGCUUGAGUUGGAUCGCAUGGGUUGGACUAGUAACACUCCUUGUCUCUGUUUUCAUGGUCACUAUCAGCGUUGGCGUUCAAGACCACCCCGAUGCCGCACCCCCUGGCCCUUGGUCCUCUGACUGGAAACUAGUGGGCAAUCCAUCCUUUGCAGCAGCGGCCUCAGCGAUCUCAAUGUUUGUGCUAUCCUAUGCUGGCACACCCUUUUUCUUCCCAAUUGUAUCCGAGAUGCGCGAUCCCCGUCACUAUACGAAAGCACUUAUGCUAUGCCAAGUUGUUGUGACUAUUACAUACGUUUCAGUUGGUGUCGUUCUUUACUAUUAUUGCGGAUCUUAUGUCGCGUCGCCGGCUCUUGGGUCUGCUGGCAAGUUGAUUAAGAAGAUAUCAUAUGGCAUUGCGCUCCCUGGACUGUUCGCUAGCACCACCCUUGCAAUUCAUCUAGUUGGCAAACACUUCUUCGUUCGGAUUUUAAGCGGUUCUAAGCAUCUUACUUCCAACACAUUCACCCAUUGGGCUACUUGGUUCGGAUGUAUCUGCGGCUGUGCUAUAAUCUCUUACUGCAUUGCGAGCGGAAUUCCCGUCUUCGGCCCACUCAUCGGUUUGAUUGGUGCACUUCUGGGUACUCUCCAGUGCUUUCAGCCGAUGGGCUGUAUGUGGCUUUACGAUAACUGGAGCACUGGGAAAGAAGACAAGUCAGCCAAAUGGUUAUUCAUGGUUUGUUGGAGCUUAUUUGUCAUUAUCUCAGGUACAUUCUUGAUGAUUUCCGGUACCUACGGGUCUGUCAUUGGCAUCAUCGAUGCUCUCAAGGCCGACGGGGCAUCUGGUCCCUGGUCGUGUGUUGACAACUCGAAUUCUACUUGA
Fusarium sp. VM40 is the source of this 1425-nucleotide messenger RNA. NCBI's taxonomy places the organism in Eukaryota, Fungi, Ascomycota, Sordariomycetes, Hypocreales, Nectriaceae. The record is from the annotation of a GenBank genome assembly.